AUGUCUUCAGCUACAUCUGUUGAAGUCAAAUAUGCUCCUGAAUUUGUUAAAAUUAGACCAUCCAAUCCAGUAGGAGUGAAAGGACAAAGUAUCACUUUAAACUGUUCUGCUGAUGGUAAUCCCUCUCCAGAUUAUGAAUGGAGAGGAGGCAAGAGUGCAAAAGGAUCUGCUCUGGAACUAACAUCACUUGAAUUUAAAGAUGAAGGGACAUACAGAUGUGUUGCUAGAAACACUAUUGAAGCUGGUGCAAAGUCCAGUAGGACAUCAGUACAGUUGAUAAUUGAAGGUCCUCCACAGAGAUGUGUUGUGUUGUCAGUCAAAAGCUAUCAUGACUCAGAAGUGAAUGUCAAAGUCAACUGUCCUGAAAAUGGAAACUCAAGUGUAACUGAAUAUCGUAUAGAAUAUCAGUUGGAUGAUGGCACCAGCAACAUGCUGUGGGAACAAAGAGAAUUCAGUGCUACUGAUUCUCAACCGUUUGUUGUUGUUGGUCUAAGUCCAUUUACAAAGUACAGAUUUAGAGCAACAGCAAGCAACAGGCAUGGCUAUGAACCUGGAAGUUUGGCAGCUGUUAAUGUGGUGCCUGUGACUACUGCUGAAGGCUAUUUUAUUAUUACUUUAAUUGCACCAACUCCACCUCAGAAUUUGAGAAAUUCAGGUGUGACAUCAAGCUCAAUUACUCUACAAUGGGAGAGGCCUAUUAGCUUUAAUGGUGCUUUUCAGUACUACAAUGUUUACAACAGUAUUGGUGAUGCUUCGUACAGCAAGAGUUUUGACAUUGCGAGUCAUGACAAUCUAUACACCUUGAAGGGCCUCACACCAUAUACUGAGUACAAAGUAUAUGUGACAGUAACGAAUAACGGAAAUUCCAAUCCAGAAAGUUCCCCUAGUAACAUGAUUGUAGUGCGCACACUGGCAACUUCUCCUCAGACACCAGACAAAUCUUUACCUAAUGAUGUUGCAUCAACAUCAACUGUAGUAUUUGUACCUCCUACUGUGAAUGAUGAAAAUGGUCCAAUAGAGGUACCACUGGAUCUAAUGCUUCUUCUGUAUCUGAUGUACCACGUACUGUUGGACCGUAUGAGCAAGAGGGCACAGACAACACAUGGUAUGUAA
Corticium candelabrum is the source of this 1113-nucleotide messenger RNA. Its product is annotated as neogenin-like. The transcript has 7 exons. Gene Ontology annotation, molecular function: protein binding. The record is from RefSeq and is a predicted model, not a curated record. Lineage: Eukaryota; Metazoa; Porifera; Homoscleromorpha; Homosclerophorida; Plakinidae. The coding region runs from base 1 to 1113 and encodes 370 amino acids.